This is a messenger RNA of Mycena citricolor, 991 nucleotides long. Lineage: Eukaryota; Fungi; Basidiomycota; Agaricomycetes; Agaricales; Mycenaceae. The record is from the annotation of a GenBank genome assembly.
AAAGAGCACCGGGCUCGAAAAGAAAGUGUGAUGAGAGAAGGGAGGGGAAAGAAACCUAAGGCUCAGGGAUCGAUGACCCCAGGUUUUAUUCGUUCAAAGAUUGCAACCAUCAAAUCUACUAUCUGAGCGAUUGAUUUGAUGGUCUUUCACAUAUCAAGUGAUCCGUUUCAAGUCUGUCAGAUCGCCCUUGCCAAGCUCCUCGCUGGCAGAGUGAGGUGCUGAUAGAUGGAUGGAUGGAAGUGCUGUGUUCGUUCUGGUCGCUUUCCGUCGCAGCUGGCGACUCGCUGAGCACAAGCAGGAGAUGGCCCUGAAACAUGAGAUCAAACAGACACGAACUGAAACACAUGGGCUGGGCCGGAGCUGCGGUAACGGCUUCCUAAUGCAUUCAUUACACAUGCGGUCCUCCGUUGUCGCCGGGUUGGGCGGCUACCGUGCCAUCUGCGCGUUGCGCUUUUCCCUGAGUACAGAUCGCGAAUCCCUUGUGAAGAGCAAUCAGUACCGCCUCCCCGCACCAUCUCCGGCAAUCCCACUGGUAGAUAAUGUCAAAUGCAUCAGAGACGGCCUGACAGCUCCUACUGUGGCGAUGUCUCUCACAGGAGUUGUUUUCAUGCGAUCUUCUACUGCAGCCGUCGGCUCUUGCUCUUUGAGCGCCCCUACGAUACGUGCAUCUGUCCAGGUGUAUCCGCCUAUCUAGGGCUGCUGCAUUCUGACGUCUCGUCAAUCUAGUCAUCAGCUUAUAUAACUGCCGAUGGACAUGGAUUUUCGUCCUUGGCACCUUCAGACUUGGGUAAUGCAACGGGCGUGGGGAAGUAUCCCACCCAAUCCGCAGAAAGUGCUUCAUCGGGUGUUAAAUUACUCAUUUUGGAUGUGUGCUUCUGUAACUGGGCUUUCAAUCUGUUCUCAAUACCUUAGGUUUGCUCACCGCUGGGCAUCACCCAAGAUGUGGAUCGAUGCAUCGUGUAUAUAAGCUGGUGGCUGGAUGAAAAAAAAU